GCUCACACUAAAUUAUUCUCUUCCUUCCAUUCUCUUCACUUUCUUGCUCCGCUCUGCAUAUAAUCCGUACACAUCUUUCAAAAAAGAAACCCACUCAGAAACUUUUCCCACAACUAAAAAUUCAAAAAAAAAGAUAACUAUUUUCCACUGAGCGAUCUUGCAGAAACAAAAAAGUGAAAAAGAAUCACAAAACGACGAAUCAAGAAGCGCGUUGAAUGCUAUUGGCAGUAGAAAAAGUGGCAGUGAUCUCAUUGUUUUUAUCUUCAUUUUAACAAACCCUGACAUUUCCAGAUUCAUUCAAAAAUUUCUGUGAUCUGGGUUCUGAUUAUAAAUCUCAUACGAUCACUGGGUUUUAAUUUGUUUCUGUUAGUUCAAGAUUCAAGAAUUAACAACAAUUUGGUUGUUCUUGGAGAAGACAGAGUUACAAUAAUAGCUCAGCUGUACUGUGUGUCUUUUUCUUGAUUUGAACUGCUCAUAAUGUCGCUAACAAUCAAGCCGCACCACCACCGUCACCGGAGCAAAUCAAGCAAAAACCCACCAACAAAUCACAGAGACUGGACGCAGAUCUACACAAUCUACGGCAUGGACCAAUGGCAAACACUAAUUUUCCUCUUAUGCCACGCCAUUUUCUUCACUAUCUUAUCAAUCCUAUUCCUAUACUACUUCGACCCGUUUUGCAAACUUAUCGAAUCCAUUCUAAUUCACUUCACAACCACCUCCUCCACCACCAGCACUGCCGGAGUGGCCCGUUUUGUCGCCGGGUUUACUGGGUGUGUGACCGCUUUGUCGGCGGUUUGUUUGUUUCUGGCGGCGGGUAACUUUUUUUAUAGCUCGGUUGCUCUGUAUGAUGACAUGGCGCAGAGAAUGGUGAGCUAUGUGAAUGACUGGUCGAAUGUGAAGUUGGCUCUUGAUAUUGGGUGCGGGAGAGGGAUUCUGUUGAAUGCGGUGGCUACCCAGUUGAAGAAAACGGGUAGUUCGGGUCGGGUUGUUGGGUUGGAUCGGUGUAAAGGGACCACUUUGUCUACUCUCAGAACUGCUAACAUGGAAGGGGUUGGAGAGUACGUGACUUGCAGAGAAGGCGAUGUUAGAAGUUUACCAUUCGGAGAUAACUAUUUUGAUGUGGUGGUAUCAGCUGUGUUUUUCCACACAGUCGGAAAAGAGUACGGCCACCGCACAGUGGAGGCAUCAGCAGAAAGAACCCGAGUGCUGGGCGAGAUGGUUAGGGUUUUAAAACCCGGCGGCAUUGGAGUAGUGUGGGACAUAGUACAUGUGCCGGAAUACGUCCGGCGAUUACAAGAGCUGAAGAUGGAGGAUAUAAGGGUUUCGGAGCGCGUAACUGCUUUCAUGGUGAGCAGCCACAUUGUAUCAUUCCGGAAGCCAGAUCAGCAUUUUAUCGGUCUCAGCGAGGUUAGGCUGGAUUGGAGAUGCUAAUAAUGUGGUAAUAUAUGGUGAUAGUUUCUUGUUAAAAUUAGAGAAUGAAGAAGGUAAAUAUUAAUAUUUUUAAAUUAUGAUGAUGAGCAUAGUUUCAGGUAUCUGGGGAGACGAAGUCGAUCCAGAUGUGUUACUGGAAGCAUAUAUAUAUUACAGUAUGUUUGAUGUAGUUUAUGAAUUAUGGUUAUCAAUGCAAGUAUUGAUGAUGAUGGCAA
Messenger RNA from Mercurialis annua (annual mercury), 1646 nucleotides. RefSeq lists its product as uncharacterized. The record is from RefSeq and is a predicted model, not a curated record. Gene Ontology annotation, molecular function: S-adenosylmethionine-dependent methyltransferase activity. The transcript is spliced from 3 exons. Bases 478 to 1431 code for a protein of 317 amino acids. Lineage: Eukaryota; Viridiplantae; Streptophyta; Magnoliopsida; Malpighiales; Euphorbiaceae.